ACAAGAAGCAGAAAAGGAGAAGAAAGAGAAAAAAAAUGAGUCACUCAGCAGAGAUCACUGUGAAGAGAAAAGAGCAGAACAAGGCAAAGAGAGAGUGUGUGGAGAAAGAGACUGACGGUCUCAAUUAUCAAACCAAGAUGUUUGUUCUAGUCUGGGCGACUCUGCUGUUCGCUGUGACAGGCAGCAAUGCUGACAAAGGUGCACCAGUGGAAGGAAAAACACACUGUUUAUAUGAGUUCUGUAUCACUCUUAAUGAAGCAGAAAUAUCAACAGAGGCUGGACUCUGUGCUGUGAUACCGUGUUCUUUCACUCCUGGUCCUGGCUUUUCACCCAAAAAUAUAGUUUGGUACAAAUGUGAACCAUCGAAACAAAAAUGUGUUGAAUCAGACAUUAUAUUCCACACAAAAAAGAACAAAAACGUUCAGUCGGGGUUCAAAGGACGAGUGUCACUGUUGGAUCCUGAUGUGAGUCUGAACAACUGCAGCUUCAUCAUCAAUGACAUCACUGAGUCAGACUCUGGAUCAUAUCAGCUCAGAGUUAAUGGUAACUCGUCUACGAAGACAGAUGAUGGAUUUACAUUCCCUCCGAGAGCAACUGUCUCUGUUAAAGAUCUGACCCAGAAGCCCACAGUGAUGAGUCCCCCUCUGACAGAGGGUCAGCAGACCACACUGACCUGCACUGCUCCUGGUCUCUGCUCUGGAUCUCUCCCUAAAAUCACCUGGAUGUGGAGAGGAACAGGAGAGAACGACUCUCACAUCACAGCAAACAUCACUGAGUUCAAGACUGAAAAACUGACUGCUGUCACACAGAGACACAGCUCAACUUUGACCUUUAACCUUUCAGCUGAACACCACAGCACCAAGGUCACCUGUAAGGUCAGCUUCACAAACAACAUCACUACAGAGGAGACAGUGACUCUGAAUGUGACCUAUGUGAAGGAAGUUAAAAUCACUGGCAACACAAGUGCGAAGGAGGGUGAGACUUUGAAUCUGACCUGCAGUGUUGAAAGUUUCCCUCCAGCUCUCAUCACAUGGACUAAAUUGUCUGACAAAAACAUGCAAAAUGGAACAAAAACCUGCCUGCAGGAAGAAAGUGGAAUGGGCACUUUUACCAUCCAUAAAGUGACAACAAAAGAUUCUGGACAGUACAUCUGUACGGCAAAACAUCUGAACAACACCCUGAAGGAAACAGUUGAUGUAGCUGUGAUAUAUAUGAAGAAACCUGUAAUCACUGGGAAUACAAAUGUUGAGGAGGGACAUGCUCUGAAUCUGACCUGCAGCGUUGAAAGUUUUCCUCUGUCUAAUAUCACAUGGUCUAAUCUUGGUUCCAACAAAAACCUGCACAGUGAACCUAAUACUGACCGGCAGAACAAUAUUGGAUCAGCCCCACUUGUCAUCCAUAAAGUAACGACAAAAGAUUCUGGACAGUACAUCUGUACAGCACAACACCUAAACAACACCCUGAAGGAAACUGUUGAUGUAACAGUGAUAUAUAUGAAGAAACCUGUAAUCACUGGGAAUACAACUGUUGAGUGGGGACAAACUCUGAAUCUGACCUGCAGUGUUGAAAGUUUUCCUCUGUCUAAUAUCACAUGGUCUAUUGGUGGUUCCAACACAAACCUGCACAGUGAACCUACUACUGACCUGCAGAACAACAUUGGAUCAGCCACACUUGUCAUCCAUAAUGUGACAGCAGAUCAUUCUGGACAGUACAUCUGUACAACAGAACAUCUGAACAACAUGCUGAAUGAAACAGUUGAUGUAGCAGUGAUAUAUAUGAAGAAACCUAUAAUCACUGGGAAUACAACUGUUGAGUGGGGACAAACUCUGAAUUUGACCUGCAGUGUUGAAAGUUUUCCUCCCUCUCGUAUCACAUGGUCUAAUCUUGGUUCCAACACAAACCUGCUCAGUGAACCUAAUACUGACCUUCAGAACAACACUGAAUCAGCCACACUUGUCAUCCGUAAUGUGACGGCAGAUCAUUCUGGACAGUACAUCUGUACAGCACAACACCUGAAUAACACCCUGAAUGAAACAGUUGAUGUAACUGUGACCUUGUUCCCAAAGAUCUUAAAACACUCUGGAUGUAAGGUUCAAUCAGAGGUCCUGACCUGUAUGUGUAUCAGUGAGGGGUUGCCUUUACCCACCAUCAGAUGGCCGUUGUUGAAGAACCACACUGAGUACUCUUUCAUUACCACUGUGUCAAGCUACACAGUCAACAGCACCGUCAGCCUAAGUGUAAAAGACCAUAGCAACACUGUUGUUGAGUGUGUCAGCAGCAAUGAAAUUGGGGAAGCAAAAGAAAACCUCACCGUUCAAACAGAUGCUUCCGAACAAGAGGAUCAAUCCACAGGAGUAUUAAAAAUGGUUUCACGGCUGGAAGUCGUCAUUGCCUUUUUUAUUGGGGUACUUCUUUCAGCAGUCAUUUGCUGUUUGGUAAAAAAAUGCCACAGGACAAAACAGAAGAGCUUUGGAAAGCUGGAUGAAACUCUGGAGAUGGUGACGAGUCAAGAGGAUCCACUGAUCAAUGUUGGUCAAGCAGUGGAAGAUGAUCAGACCUACCACCAAGAGGCAGUUGAAGAUGGAGAAGGAGCUGUGCCAGAAGAGAAAGCAGCUCUUGAUCUUGAUGGUGAACCAAAAGAUGUCGAGUACGCCAGCAUUGAUUUCUCAGUGUUGAAAAGGAGGAGUCCCAGGGAGGCAGCAAACACACAAGAGACCACAGAGUAUGCUGAAAUUAAGAAAGCAGUCAAAGAAGAAAGAGAAGAGGAAGGAAGAGGCAGAGAGGAAGAAGAAAAUGAAGUGUUGGAUGGCAAAGAGGAGGCAAUGACUGGGGAGGAUGAGGAGACAAAACAGUAUGUCCCAGAAGAGGAUGAAGGGGAGGACGCAGAAGUUUACUCCAAUGUGAAGGAUAUAAUGGGUGAGAUUUGAGGACUAUGUUGCCUUGUGGAGUUUCUUGAGGAUAAAGUUUCUUUGCUCUCAUCAGAUGUGAUGAGUUGAUGUAAUGGACUGGUGGUGGAUUGAAGGUCCUGUGAACGGUUUCAGUGCUGUUAUCUUCACAUUGUGUUCAGCCUCAGCUGUGUUCGAACACCAGAAUCAGUCUGUGAUAGUGUGAAGUGAUCGAGAGACUCAACUCCUCUAGCCUGCAAAUCCAUUCAUUCCACUAAGGGUGGACUUUGCUCUGAGGGAUUUUUACUUUUGUUUUAUACUAGGAUAAGCAUGUCAAACAUGUACCCUCACUUUCACCCUGUGUGAUAGUGUCUCUUUUUCAGCAUGGAAUGAUGGAAAAGAUCUGUUUGUUAGUUUGCCAGAUCAUUUUGGUUAAGACUACUAUCUUAACAACUAUUGGAUGGAUUCUCAUACAAUUUUGUACAGACAUUCAUGGGGACCAUAAAUGUAUCCCAAUUACUAUAGUUGCUUUUGCUCAACCAUGAGUUUGGCAUGUGCUUGAAAUCUGGUGCAGACAUUUUUGUCCACCUCAAAUAAACUGUAUUAACUUUAGCAAUCCCUAAACUUUUUACAUUUUGUCUUUAAUGCCAAUUAGCAAAUGCUAACAUGCUAAACUAAAACAGUAAACAGAAUAAACAUUAUACAUAGUCAUUGUCAUUGUGAGCUUGUUAGUAUGCAGAUAUUAGCAUUUAGAUCAAAGUACGGCUGCAGUUUCUGAGGCUCGUACUCCUGUUUCAUUUCCAUUUAGUGUGUCAGUUUAUCUCAGUACAAUAGUCACAUGGCUAUAUAGUAAAGAAGGUCCAGUUCUUUUAUUAGUCAUAUGAACAACAAUCAUAUUGAUACAGACUUGAAAUCCUUUGUUCUCAGGCUCCCUUCAACAAUGGUCCUACAAUAUAUAUAAAGCCUGCAAGUAAAUAAGAAAUGGGGGGAAAAGAAAAUCAUAGACACAGGACAAAAUUGGACAAAGUAGGUAAUAGUUAGAUCCCGUCCUUAACUAAUGACAGAGAUAGGGACAAAAUUUACAGCCCAAAAUGCAUUUCAAAGACCAAUCAUAGUAAAUUUAAGAGAACUGAGUUAGACAAAUAAUGAGCAAGUUACAGUGUCUGUGGUACAAAAGAGCUUCAGCUGAACUUUGGGAAGACAUUUUCACAGAAUUAGGACUGUCAGUUUUGUCCCUCAUCUCUUACAGUGGAAUUGCUUUCUGUUCUCUUCGGGGUCUGUAUGUAUAGCAGGAACAAUUGCAGCAACCCAUUUUGAUGUACAUUAAACUGGUGUAAAUGUAUGCAUACAUUCUAUAUAAAAAAUUGAAAACA
Messenger RNA from Dicentrarchus labrax (European seabass), 4258 nucleotides. RefSeq names its product sialic acid-binding Ig-like lectin 10. The transcript is spliced from 12 exons. Bases 36 to 2927 code for a protein of 963 amino acids. The record is from RefSeq and is a predicted model, not a curated record. Lineage: Eukaryota; Metazoa; Chordata; Actinopteri; Moronidae.